Messenger RNA from Leishmania mexicana MHOM/GT/2001/U1103, 1890 nucleotides. RefSeq lists its product as hypothetical. The coding region runs from base 1 to 1890 and encodes 629 amino acids. Lineage: Eukaryota; Euglenozoa; Kinetoplastea; Trypanosomatida; Trypanosomatidae. Gene Ontology annotation, cellular component: nuclear pore central transport channel; nuclear pore. Gene Ontology annotation, biological process: protein import into nucleus; RNA export from nucleus. Gene Ontology annotation, molecular function: structural constituent of nuclear pore; phospholipid binding. The record is from RefSeq and is a predicted model, not a curated record. The transcript has a single exon.
AUGGCGUUUAACGCGUUUGCGAGCUCGACAGCGCCGGGCUUCGGUGCUGCGUCGACGCCGGCUGGAGUAUGCGGCUUUGGCCACGCCGGAGGUGCGGCGGGCGCGGCACCUCCGGGAACUGGCGGCUUCAACGCAGCCCCCGCCUCGGCGCCGGCUUCGGGGUUCAGCUUUGGCUCCGGCACGUCGGCUCCCGCUGCCGCGACGCCGACCGCGUCGACCAUGGGCUUCGGUGGGUUCAGCGCUGGCAAUGCGGCAUCCACGUCCGUUCCGGCGGUCAGCGGCUUCUCAACAGCCCAGCAGCCCCUGACGAGCACGCCGACACCGUUUGGUGGUAGCGGAUUCGGUCCUGGAGCGGCUUCUGGAGCCGCUGCGUCGGCAACCACAGCUCCGGCAGCCUCUACGCCGUUUGCCACUGCCACCAUCCCGGCUACGCCCAUCUCCGGAGGGGGAGGCUUCGGCGGCACGACGAGCAGCGCGGCUGCAACUCCCUUCAGCGGCUUCGGCACUAACGCGGGCGCCACCCCCGCUGCCCCCGUCGGUGCCGUCCCUGCCACCGCCCCGGCGAGUGCGUCACUGGCUUCGGGAGGCGUUAAAUUUGCCAUUGCUCCGGUCGCUUCAGCUUCGGUCGCAAAGGCGCCGGCGAACUUCGGGCCAUUUGGUGGUGCAGCUGCUGCGGCGACGCCGGCGCCGGUUGCGCUGACAGCUUCUACUGAGGGUGCCAAGGGACCCUCCAACGCAGGGUUUGGGCCCAACUCUGGCAGCAGCGCCCCCAAUGCCGGUUUAACAGUCGGUGGCGCAGGCACGAGCGGUGCCGCCGGCGGUGGCUUCAACUUUGGCGGUGCUGCAACUACGGCCCCUGCGACAGCCGGUGGGUUCAACCUAGGCAGUGCUGCCUCAGCGCUUGCCGCUUCAACGGCAAACAAGGCACCAGCACCUGCUGCGGCGGCCCCUGGGGGCUUUAACUUUGGCGGUGCAGCGUCGAGCUCUGCGGCGGGUCCUGCUGCGGCUACUGCAGCCGGUGGGUUUGGUGUGAUGCCGGCUACUCCAACUCCGGCUGCUGCUCCUGCUGCUGCUUCUUCCACCAGUGGUGGUUUCACUUUUGGCGGCACGGGUGCUGCAGCAGCGUCAUCCGAUGCAACAGCGGCCGCCGGUGUCACAGCGCUUUCAGCAGUGACGGGGUCUCCACCGGCAGCGGCGACAGGGCCAAACGCCACGCCCACUACGGCGGGUGCGACAUCAUCCUCAAAAAGAGCUGAGAACGCACCACCUUUGUCGACUGCAGCAGCUACCGCCGCCUCGCCGUCGCAGGAGUUCGACGGAAAGAGCCUUGCUGCGGUUCUGCGAAAACUAGAUGUUGAUAUCUCCUUGGAUCAGCGACACUUUGCCGACCUUGCCCGCCACGUCGUGGCGCGUGACCGACAGAUCAUGGCGCGUGGCCGAGAGUUGACCGAAGUUCAGUCAGUCGUGAAGGAUGCCCUGACGGCGGCAAAAAGCGCCGAGGCGACGUUGGCGGAGUGCAAGCAGCGGCAAACGACCCUCUCGGAGUACUUGCAGUCUCUGGAAGACAAGAUACAGCCGUACUACGCGCAAUGGGAGCAGCGACAGCAGGAGCAGCAGGUCCAUUCGGCACACCCUUGUGUCGUGGGCCAGCAGCGUGCUGCCACGUACGACAAUGUCAUGGCGCUGCUGGAAGAGGUUCAGGGCGUGGAGGAGAAGGUGGGACGUGCCGUUCGCCAGCACAAUCACUCGCGCGAUGAGCUGCUGGGACUCAGCGAGAUCGAGGGUACGAUGCGGUUGAUUGACGGACAGCUGUGCGCACUGCAAUGCUGCUCGGCGCUGGCAUCCGCGCUAGAGUUGGAACUGGAUCGCCUGCUUGGGAAAGCGGCGUAG